CCGCCCGUCCCCGGCCGGGCCAUGGCGGCGGCGGCCGCGCUGUGCCUGGGCCGGGCCCCGCGGCCGCCGCGGCCGCUCGUGGUGAUCCUGGGCGCCACCGGCACCGGGAAAUCGGCGCUGGCGCUGCAGCUCGGGCUGCGGCUCGGCGGGGAGAUCGUCAGCGCUGACUCCAUGCAGGUCUACAAGGGUUUGGACAUCAUCACCAACAAGGUUUCCCCUCAGGAGCAGCGUCUCUGCAGACACCACAUGAUCAGCUUUGUGGAUCCCCUUGUCUCCAACUACACCGUGGUGGAUUUCAGGGACAAAGCCGUGCCUCUGAUAUCCUAUAUCUUUGCCCGGGACAAGAUCCCCAUUGUUGUGGGAGGAACCAACUACUACAUCGAGUCCCUGCUCUGGAAGGUCCUUAUCAACACCAAGGAGAGGCCCAGCAGUGCCCCCAGGCUGCACAGUGACAGGAAAGUGGAGCUGGAGCAGCUGGACAGUGCUGAGCUGCACCGGCGCCUGAGGCAGGUGGACCCCGCGAUGGCGGCCAAGCUGCACCCCCACGACAAGCGCAAGGUGGCCAGGAGCCUCCAAGUGUUUGAAGAGACAGGGAUCCCCCACAGUGAAAUCCUGCACCAGCAGCAGGGGGAGGAAGGCGGGGGGCCCUUAGGUGGGCCCCUGAAAUACCCACAUUCCUGCAUCCUGUGGCUCCACGCAGACCAGGCAGCUCUGGAUGCAAGGCUGGAGAAGAGGGUGGAUGACAUGGUGGCUGCAGGGCUGCUGGAGGAGCUGCGGGACUUCCACCGCCGCUACAACCAGGACAAGGUGGCACAGAACCGGCAGGAUUAUCAGCAUGGCAUCUUCCAGUCCAUUGGCUUCAAGGAAUUCCACGAGUACCUCGUCAGUGAAGGGAAGUGCUCGCCAGAAACCAGUGCCCUGCUGCUGGAAAAAGGGAUCCAGGCCCUGAAGCAGGUGACCAAGAGAUACGCCCGGAGGCAGAACAAAUGGGUCCGGAACCGCUUCCUGAAACGUCCUGGGCCCAACGUGCCCCCAGUCUAUGGCUUGGAGGUGUCUGACCUGCAGCGCUGGGAGGAGGAUGUGCUGAAACCUGCCCUGGAGAUCGUGGAGAGCUUCAUCCAGGGCCGUGAGCCCCCAGUGGAGCCCCUGAGGAUGGAGCAGGACGAGGAGAACAAGCGGAGCCACCGCGUGUGUGAGCUGUGUGACAGAAUCAUCAUCGGGGACAGGGAGUGGGCAGCUGAACUGGGCUCAGAUCCACAGAUGGUGGGAGAAAAAUGCUCCAAAUCCUGGCUGUUAUUGUGCCUGCAAAAUGGAAAAGUGAGCUCACACUCGCUCCAAAUCCCACCUGCACCACCUGAAGAAGAGGAGGAAGCUGGAGGAGUCCAGAGGGACCGUGGGGGACAGUGGGGACACAGGGAGCUCGGACGAGGACAGCAGCCUGCCUUUGCCUUAGGCCUGGAAAAGGGAACAGCUGUGCCUCCACCUGCACAGAGAGGAAGCUCCUUAGUCCUGGGCAACCUUGAACCAAGGAGCUGAGUCAUUUUUUUUGGGGAUGAGGCAGGUGUGUGAGAGCAAAGGCAUCGGAUCCUCUUCAUGUGGCCUCAUCCCGCUGUGUUCUGUGUUCCCAUGCUCCCCCAGCCCUGCCUGGACCGGGCUGGGCCCUGGGGCAGGGCUGCUGGGAGCCUUCUCCCAUGCAAAGUGUGAAUUCCUGCAUCCUUGGAAUGAGUGGCUGAGCUGCUGGUAUGUGCUUGUGUGGAUCUCAGAGACAGAAAUACCCCUGACUCCUCCAGCUUGGCCCAGAGCGAGCUCUGGCUGCCUUUAUUGUGGAGAGGAAUUUUUUUUUUGUUGUUCUUUUAUAUGCAAAUAAAGUUGCAGGAUUAUUGUGGGUUCCCCCUCCCUGUUAACAA
This is a messenger RNA of Oenanthe melanoleuca, 1907 nucleotides long. It is a transcript of the gene TRIT1, whose product is annotated as tRNA isopentenyltransferase 1. Bases 22 to 1536 code for a protein of 504 amino acids. Gene Ontology annotation, biological process: tRNA modification. Gene Ontology annotation, molecular function: ATP binding; tRNA dimethylallyltransferase activity. Lineage: Eukaryota; Metazoa; Chordata; Aves; Passeriformes; Muscicapidae. The transcript has 12 exons. Gene Ontology annotation, cellular component: mitochondrion. The record is from RefSeq and is a predicted model, not a curated record.